This is a messenger RNA of Cydia strobilella, 596 nucleotides long. RefSeq lists its product as uncharacterized. The record is from RefSeq and is a predicted model, not a curated record. The coding region runs from base 6 to 596 and encodes 196 amino acids. NCBI's taxonomy places the organism in Eukaryota, Metazoa, Arthropoda, Insecta, Lepidoptera, Tortricidae. The transcript has 2 exons.
AAGACAUGUUAACAGAGUUGGGCCGCGACCUAGUCCAUGAUGUCGCUCGAAAAGGAGAGGCCGUGUGGCUUUAUAGGAAAGUAUUUUCUUCAUAUGCAAGCUUCGCUUUAGGGGAGCGAGUCUACGUCGUUCGGGCGAGAUUCGCAUCCAUGUUGCGAACAUAUUUGCGUAAUCAGAUGAGAAUUAAAAGAUAUGACGUGGAAACGCUGUUACGAAAUGCAUUGAUUUUACAAAGUCGCACUCAGAGCAUAUAUAUCCUGAACGACGAGUUGGUGGAAUUUGAUAUACAGCUCAGUUAUGAAGGCAAUCCGUUAAACUGGACGAGGUUCGAAAAACAUAACUGCCACGUAGCGGGGCCGCCGUGCGAACUUGUGACCACAAAAGACGGCUACUUUAGGCGGAGCGCUAUGGACCAAGCUCUUCAACUCAUCGAGAACAGAAGAAAAUUCAUCCGAGAAAAAUACCAACCGAAGAAGAAUAAACCCCCAAUCGAUAUUAAUGCAGAACUUAAUCGAUCACUCAAUUUUAAAUACACUUCAUCAUGGUACCAGCACACGAGUACGGAUUUCGUUAACCUCGCGCCCGAUUUUAUAUGA